This is a messenger RNA of Diaporthe citri, 3252 nucleotides long. RefSeq lists its product as uncharacterized. The record is from RefSeq and is a predicted model, not a curated record. Bases 1 to 3252 code for a protein of 1083 amino acids. Gene Ontology annotation, cellular component: nucleus; nucleotide-excision repair factor 2 complex; XPC complex. Gene Ontology annotation, molecular function: damaged DNA binding; single-stranded DNA binding. NCBI's taxonomy places the organism in Eukaryota, Fungi, Ascomycota, Sordariomycetes, Diaporthales, Diaporthaceae. The transcript has 2 exons. Gene Ontology annotation, biological process: mismatch repair; nucleotide-excision repair.
AUGGCUAGACGUCGAGGGGCAGCGUCCACGGGCGUCGCCCGCCGAGCCGAAGCUGCGCAGAGAGCGGCCCGCGCAUCGCCUCGAACUACUAGGAGUACUCGAUCAUCAAUGAACCAGCCCGACGGCGACGCCCUCGUCCCUGGCGUCUACAGGCAGAUGCUGCGCGAGUCUGGGGCCCUGCCCAACCGCAUGACGUCAGAAGACGCCGAGCGGCCUCUGAAAAGGCGGCGCACCGGUCGACAGACUGCCCCAGAAAGCCCCACGUCUCAGGAUCACAAGGCCGAUCGACGUGUGGUCGGCGGUUCCCCGACUGGGCGAGCGAAUAUCAAGUCGAUUGUCGAAGAGCUUAAGAGCGAAGACGACGACGACGAAGACAUCGAGUUUGAGGAUGUCGAUAUACCCAAGCCGACCGUGCAGACCACCUAUCGCGAGUCGAGUGACGAAGAAUCCGAAGAGGACGCCCAGUUCGAGGAUGUAGACUUCAGUGCAGUCUUUGCGAACAAUGAUCAGGCUCCUGAACAACAAGAGAAGACGCUUGAGCUCAACCUCACUGCGGCCAAGGAGGCCCUGGCUCCCUCGAGGCGCGCCGCGGAUCGCAGGAAACCUAUUACCAAGGAAGAGAAGGAACAACGUGUUGAAAUACAUAAAGCACACAUACUGUGUCUGCUAGCACAUGUCGAGAAGAGAAAUCACUGGUGCAACGACCCAGUGGUGCAGGAAAACCUACGGCCUCUACUCACGGCCAAGAUUGUACACUGGCUCAAUCCAGAGCCGCAUUUGACUCAGUUUGGCCGGACCGAGUCCCUCAAAAAAGGCCUGCAGAUGAUUAUGGAGAAGUUUCAGCAGAGGUUUACAAUCAAUGAAAUCGGCCUGCGAAGGGCUCUAUGGGCCGAAGACGAGAAGCAGCUGGAAAAUUAUGGACUCCCUGAUGAGAUAGAUACUUGUCUGGAAAAGUCCGACUUCCGCAAGGCUGCCAAACGCAUGAACGGCUCGAGAGAUGUCGGCUCUCAACUGUUUUGCGCGCUGCUGAGGGCUGCUGGCGUAGAGACCCGCCUUGUCUGCUCGCUGCAGCCUCUGUCCUUUGUCACCGGCGGCCCUACAUUGCCAAAACCUCGCCAGGCCAAAACACCUUCCAGACCAACCCCGGCCAGGGUUGAGGCUACACGAACAGAGCCAACUCCAUCUGCCGCGAUUCCGUCCCCUCGUGCUCGUCUUGGCCAUCCAAACGCUGCCGCAUAUAUCGUCCCGGAGAUUUCCGCACCCCCAACGACUGUCCCGCCCCGAACCCCACCGAGGCAACCUGCAACCCUCCGUGAAUCUGAAUAUCCGGUGUACUGGGUCGAGGUACUUGACGCAGCCCAUCAAAAAUGGCAGCCCGUGGAUGCCCUCGUAACAUACACCAUGUUUCGCGCUAACAAACUUGAACCACCCGCCGCGGACCGUGGAAACUGCCUUAGCUACGUUGUUGCCUUUGAAGAGGACGGUUCCGGAAAAGACGUGACGCGACGAUACGCCAAGGCAUACAAUGCCAAAACAAGACGCUUGCGUGUCGAUGGACCGUUGGUUCCCGAAGACGAUGGGAAGAAGUGGUGGCGCAAAGUCAUGCGCCGCUACAAGCAGCCCGGAGCUCGAAGCGAUCUAGAUCAGAUCGAGAACAACGAGCUCAGCGGCAUGGAGGCAAGGGAGCCGAUGCCGCGUAACGUGGCGGACUUCAAGAACCAUCCCGUGUAUGCGCUCGAACGGCACAUGCGGCGGCACGAAGUCCUCGCGCCAGACGCACCGGUCGUCGGUACGGUCGGAGCGGGCAGCAAAGGCCCCCUGGAAAAGAUCUACCGGCGGCGGGAUGUACGCGCCGCGAAGAGCGUUGACAAAUGGUACCGCCUGGGCAGGGAGAUCAAGCCUGGGGAGGAACCGGUCAAGGUCCUGCCAAGGCGGAAAAGGCCCCAGAGAGGGGGCAGGAGGGCAGUUGAUGACGAUCAGGACGACAGCAGCAGCGACGACCCUGUCCUCGGGCCCAGCCCGUCCAAGGGCAUACCGAUCUUCACCUUUGACCAGACGUCGCUCUACGUCCCGCCGCCCGUGGUCGCCGGCCGCAUCCCAAAGAACAAGUUCGGGAACCUCGAUCUCUACGUGCCUAGCAUGGUGCCUGCCGGCGGCGCGCAUGUCUCCCAUCCACGCGCGGGACACGCUGCCCACAUCCUGGGCGUGGACUACGCGCCCGCGCUGAUGGGGUUUGACUGGAGGGGCCGGAAGGGCACGGCUGUGUACAACGGUGUCGUCGUACCUGCCGAGGCGGAGGAGGGCGUGAGAGCUGUCAUUGAUGGGUUCGAGGACCUUGAGGUGAUGCUGGAGGAGGAGAAGAGGAGCCGAAGGGCCCUGGCGACAUGGAAGAGGCUGCUGAGGGGGCUGCGGAUCCGGAAGAGCGUCUUCGGGGACGAGGAUGUAUUUGAUGAGUCCAUUCCCUUGGAAGACUUCCCUGUGGAUGAGGAGAUGGGCGAUGACGAUUCGGAUCAAUAUGCUGGGGGAUUUGAACCUGAUUACCAGCAGGCAGGUGGCUUUGAGCCCGGUAGUUUCGAGGCAGGCGGCUUUGAGCCGGGUGGCUUUGAGCCAGGUGGAUUUGAACCAGGUGGAUUUGAACCAGGAGGUUUCGAGUCAAGUGGGUUUGAGCCCGGCGGGUUCGAGCCUGAUGGCUCCAGCGUCGACGUCAAGGGUAAAGGCAGGGCCACAGAUACUGGUCCCGGACAUUAUUCAGUGCAGAUGUCUGAGGACAACGGGAAUGUCCCCCGCAGGCAACGUGUAAGGAGACGCGUGCUGGAAAGCGAUGACGAGGAUGGGGAACACGAGCAGAACACGGAGACACCAGCGGAGGAAACACAGCCCGGCGACACCAACACACCCCCAAGAUCACCGGCCGCCGAACCAGGCGGCUUCGAGAUCGACCCAGCUGUGCCGGGUCCUCCUCCGCCGACGGAGGAAACUGAGGCCGUGACAGCUGCUAGCGAGGCUGUCGUCGAGGCUGUGCAACAAGACGCCGGACCGGGCGGCUCUGAGGUAGAUGAGGAUCAUGGAGCUGUUCUUGACACCGCCAGCGCUGAGGCGGCGACAGCGCAAAAGCACGAUGGCCCGGCUGACGUGCGUGAUGCGGCGGAACGGCGCCAACAAGGUAGCGGCGAGGACACUGAUCUGGACGAUGCCCCUAGCGAUGUCACGGAGGAGAUGUAUAUGGACGAAGAUGGAUCUCUGAUCGAGUGA